UCCAACAAAAAAUAUCUCAGACAGGUUUUAUUAAACUACUGGUCAUGUACCUUCACUGGGUAACCUUUUCUCUUGCAUUAGUCUGUUGGAUGUCUCCUGGUGGAGAAUCAUGCGAUACUUAUGAUUCUGCCUCAGCUUAUCGUGAACUUUUUAAUUGGCUUAGCUCGAGGGAAGACAAUUUGUUAAAUAACACGCGACCCUUAACUUCAAAUACAGUCACCAACGUUUAUGUGGACUUGUUUGUGACCUCCAUCACAGAUGUGAAUGAAAAAGCUCAGAGCAUCUCAACACAAGUAAAAUUAUACACUAUUUGGCAAACAUCGACACCAAUGUGGAACCCUGCAGAUUAUUGUGGUAUUAUCACAAUUUCAGCUCAAAAAGAUUUGUUUUGGAUUCCAGACAUUACCAUCAGAGAAAGCAUGAAAACAGAGUUUGGAUCAAAGGAGUCUCCAUAUGUGCAGAUAGAUUAUAAUAGUUAUUUAUUCACAGUGGAUAUUUUAUCUGUGACCUCCGCCUGUAAGAUGGACUUAUACAGGUUUCCAUUUGACACACAAACCUGCAAUUUAACACUUCAAUCUUUAGUCUAUACAGAUUAUGAGCUUGUCUUUCUUGACCACACUCCUUCAAAGUAUCUUACCAUUGAUUCUAAGGAGAACUUUCAGACCCAGGGCGAGUGGGAACUUCUCAAUAUAAGUUCAUCUAUAACUUCCUCCAGUACUAUGUGGUUCUUACAAAGUCGUGAAAUAUUUCAGAUCACCAUCAAGAGGAAACCUCUGCUGUAUAUCAUCAACUUAAUUUUUCCAGUAUUUUGUUUUCUUGUGCUGGAUGUGGCCUCAUUCUUCAUAAAUGCAUCUGAAGCAGAGAAGCUGGGCUUUAAAGUGACUUUACUGUUAUCCCUAUCUGUGUUACUGCUGAUUCUUAAUGACAAGCUGCCAUCUACUGCCAAUGAAAUGCCACUGAUUGGGAUUUACUGCAUUGGGGUUUUCUCACUUAUUGGCAUAAGUAUUCUGCAGACCAUCGUUGCAAGCAUUCUGAUUGCUAUAGGAAAAGAGACCAAAUCAGUAACACCAACAGAAAGCGGAGCAGAUUUAACCGUUCAACAUGAUGAUGUAAAAUUCUUGCAUAACUCUCUAGACACAGUUACCGGUAGAAAUGAACAGAUGACAUGUACGCCCGACAUGCCGAAGCAGGUUUUUACUCUGCAACACCAAGAAAAAGUCUCACCGUGCUGGACCUUAGCAGCAAGAAUUGUAAAUGUGAUCUUUAUUGUUCUUUACAUAAUCACUGUUAUUGGGUUUCUGUCCUUUCUUGGCAAGGUUUGGUUUCAAUUUUAAAAUCAUUUUGUACACAGCAAGAAUUACAAUUUCAGUGUAAAACGUCUGAGUUGAAUUCAACACCUAAUGAGUAAAUUGUUGUUCUGAGUUGGAGUUCAUUGACAGAGUUAAUCAUGUCAGUUUUAACCCUACUCAUUAGAGAUGUGAUUACACUCCGCCCACACAUUUCAGUCUUCUGUUUCCAUGUGUCCUGCAGAUUAAUUGGGAAGUAAAACCGUAAUUUUUUUUAAUGCAAUAUGUAUUUUUAUCCUCUCUAUCACCAUCUCUGUUUGAAACCUAAAGCUGCAUUUUACAUCUUACUUGUAAAGUUUGUUGGCUGUUUCAUUUAAAGUGGCAAUUAAAACAUGCUGUAAUAAAUGGUCUAUGUAGUGUUAUGAACUUAACACUGGACUUUUGCUGUGUACAGGGGCU
This is a messenger RNA of Paramisgurnus dabryanus, 1745 nucleotides long. Its product is annotated as 5-hydroxytryptamine receptor 3A-like. The record is from RefSeq and is a predicted model, not a curated record. Gene Ontology annotation, biological process: monoatomic ion transmembrane transport. NCBI's taxonomy places the organism in Eukaryota, Metazoa, Chordata, Actinopteri, Cypriniformes, Cobitidae. Gene Ontology annotation, cellular component: membrane. Gene Ontology annotation, molecular function: transmembrane signaling receptor activity; extracellular ligand-gated monoatomic ion channel activity.